Labeo rohita (rohu) is the source of this 1405-nucleotide messenger RNA. RefSeq names its product WD repeat domain 73 (gene wdr73). The record is from RefSeq and is a predicted model, not a curated record. The coding region runs from base 129 to 1259 and encodes 376 amino acids. Lineage: Eukaryota; Metazoa; Chordata; Actinopteri; Cypriniformes; Cyprinidae. Gene Ontology annotation, molecular function: protein binding. Gene Ontology annotation, biological process: cytoplasmic microtubule organization. Gene Ontology annotation, cellular component: cytosol; spindle pole. The transcript is spliced from 8 exons.
AACACAUCAGGAGCACAGAAGAACAUGUCCCGGAAAUAUUAACCGAUUUUAAACAUCUGCUGAUGAAUAAACUUAUGGAGGAGUGAGGUUUUGUAUUUAUUUAAUAAAUAAGUGUACAGUUAUUCGCAAUGGACAUAUCCUCUGAUGAAUCUGAUGACUGGUUUAUGGAGUCUCUGAACGCAUACAAAGACCUGCACUUAUUUCAACUCGAGCAUCCGACAAAAGUAAUAGAGUGGACGGGAGACAAAAAUAUUUGUGUUGCAGGAUACACUGGAGCAAGAAGUGAAAUCUUAGAGUUACUUCUUCCUCUUAAGUUAUAUGCAGGAGAAAACCAGGGUCUUUGUGCAGAAAGAGACUUCAAAGUACAGCAUGGUGGGUUUUCAGAGGAACCUGUUGAGAAUUUGAUACAUAUCCCUGGAACAAGGUGUGCGGUGACUAGUGGAAGUUCUAGUUCGACGUUGCAGAUUUGGGAUAUUGGGGGCGAUGAUAGUGAUGUUAUAAAAAGGACUGGAGUCAUAAACCUCAAGAGCAAAUCAGCAACAGGCAGUAAAAUAGCACCUGGAUUGACAGACGAACCGGCGGUUCUUCAUGGUUCUUGUAUAAGUGACGUUGAGCUGACAGAGAUAGCAACAGGGCGGGUUCUGCAUACAGUAGCAAAAGAGUCCUCAGAUUCAGUGAGUGGCUUACAGUUUGUGAACGCUUGUGUGUUUCUCAUUUGUACGAGCAAUGGCACUCUGCUCAUGGGUGACACAAGAGCUCCCUCGACUUGUCAUUAUCCUCUGGAAGAGAGUAAGAGUGGUUUGCACUGGUCGUUUGGGUUGAGGAGUGACCGCAUCCAGUCAGAAGCUUCCUGUACUGUAGCCAGACUCUCAUCCUCCGGUCACAUUCUGCUGUCUGACCUAAGAGAUUUACAGAGUAUGUUUUGUCAAACCCAAAUAAAAGUCCAACACAGUGCAUCAAACAAUGACUUCCUGAACAUUUCUUGGGCUCCUGUUCUUGACAGAUGUCUGUCUGUGUCAGGCUUUGAUGGAACAGUGCACAUUUACGACACAAUGGAUUGGAGUACAGAGGGUCAGAGCCCCCAGCCAGUUUUUUCACACCGAGGUCAUGAAAUGUCACAUGAAGGAAAACAUUGCGAUUUCCCUCCUGUUGUUACCACCCAUUCUUGGCAUCAAUCACGACCAAAAACUCUUCUCUCAGCAGCUACGGAUGGAUCUCUACAUGUAUGGGACUGGGUGGAUAAAAUCACUGACAGAUGAUGUUGAUGUUUAUAAAAGAGACCGAAGUAUUGUGUAAUGAUACAAGCAUAUCCUUUAUUCAUUUAUAACAUAUUUGCAUAAUAAUUUGCAGGCAGAGUACAAUGUUUGUGAACUCAGUAAGUUAUAUUAAACAAUUUAAAAAAAUA